Molecule: messenger RNA, 2926 nt
Organism: Dama dama (fallow deer)
Lineage: Eukaryota; Metazoa; Chordata; Mammalia; Artiodactyla; Cervidae
Gene: PCMTD2
Product: protein-L-isoaspartate (D-aspartate) O-methyltransferase domain containing 2
Exons: 8
Coding region: 162-1259 (365 amino acids)
Biological process (GO): protein modification process
Cellular component (GO): cytoplasm
Molecular function (GO): protein-L-isoaspartate (D-aspartate) O-methyltransferase activity
Source: RefSeq, a predicted model, not a curated record
GGCAGAGGUCGGCGCUGCGAAUCGGCGGGCUGCGGAGCGAGGGGCUCCCGGGCGAGGGGCGCCGGAGGAGCUGCAGCAGUUAAUAUCAAGUGUUUUGUAAAGCAUUAUCAUUUUAUAUGAAGUGAAAGUUACCUGUGCUUUGCCUGAGCGUGAUCUCAAAGAUGGGAGGUGCGGUGAGUGCUGGUGAGGACAACGACGAGCUGAUAGACAAUCUGAAGGAGGCGCAGUACAUCCGCUCUGAGCUGGUGGAGCAGGCCUUCCGAGCUAUUGACCGUGCAGACUAUUACCUCGAAGAAUUUAAAGAGAACGCAUAUAAAGAUUUAGCAUGGAAGCAUGGCAACAUCCACCUCUCUGCUCCGUGCAUCUACUCGGAGGUGAUGGAGGCCCUGGACCUGCAGCCUGGUCUCUCAUUCUUGAACCUGGGCAGUGGCACUGGCUACCUCAGCUCCAUGGUGGGGCUCAUCCUCGGCCCUUUUGGAGUGAACCACGGGGUGGAACUCCAUUCAGAUGUGACAGAGUAUGCAAAGCAGAAGCUGGACUUCUUCAUCAGGACAAGCGACAGCUUUGACAAGUUUGAUUUCUGUGAACCCUCUUUUGUUACUGGCAAUUGCCUGGAGAUUUCUCCAGAUUGUUCUCAGUAUGACCGGGUGUACUGCGGGGCAGGCGUGCAGAAGGAACACGAGGAGUACAUGAAGAGUCUCCUCAAGGUCGGGGGCAUCCUGGUCAUGCCGCUGGAAGAGAAGCUGACUAAGAUAACGCGCACUGGCCCUUCUGCUUGGGAAACCAAGAAGAUUCUGGCUGUCUCCUUUGCUCCGCUGAUCCAGCCCUGCCAGUCCGAGUCCGGGAAGUCGAGGCUCGUCCAGUUACCACCCCUGGCGGUUCGCAGCCUCCAGGACCUGGCACGCAUCGCCAUCCGGGGCACCAUUAAGAAGGUCAUUCACCAGGAAGCCGUGAACAAAAACGGAAAUGGACUGAAGAACACUCCCAGGUUUAAACGAAGGAGAGUUCGCCGCCGCCGAAUGGAAACGAUUGUCUUUUUGGACAAAGAGGUCUUUGCCAGUCGGAUCACUAACCCCUCUGAUGACAACAGCUCUGGAGACCUGGAGGAGGAGCGGCGGGAAGAAGAGGUGACCACCCCGCCGGAUACCAAGCCUGAGCCCCCGGUGAACUUCCUGCGUGAGAAGGUCCUGAGCCUCCCUCUGCCAGAUCCCCUGAAGUACUACCUGCUUUAUUACAGAGAAAAAACCGGCGUUGAGUAAUACCAUCAAAGAAGAUCCUGAAGAAGGAAGCCAGUGUCGUGUUAAGAAAGAAGCUACAUUGCUUGUGCCGCAGUGACAGAGAUGAUCAUUGAUUCAACUUUGAGGUGACGGUUUCUGAGGCUCUGUCUUCAGAGCACGUGGAAGGUACUGGCUACAGGAAGUGGAUUGGGGAUGAUGUGGACAGCCCGUGGAUUUUUCUUCUGUUGGCUAUUUUUCUGUAAUUACAUUACAGUACUGACUCAUAGAUUUUAUCUUUUAUAAUUCUGGAGAAAAAGAUUGGUUAGUUUUGUAAUUUUUUUUAAGAACAAACAUAAAUAAUCAGUAGCUCUUGCAGUAGAGUGGUUUCACUCAACAGUGAUAUGUGCAGUCCAUCUUCUCCAGGCCUGUGUGUUGAGAGCUUCCUGUCUUAUCACAUCCUGGGUCUUGAAGCAGAGGCCGUCUUGUUAGUCAGGUGGCAGGAUGUUUAUAGGUGACACUGCUUCUUCCAAAACAUUGGUUCUUGUCAGACUUUUCAAUUUUAUCCAAAGACUAGUAUAAAAUCUUAACAGUAAAUCCAAAAUCAGAGUGCUGAUGGAAGAUUGAUCAUCCAGAUUUUACGAUUAAUUUUAUCCCUUAGCUUCUCAAAUGUUGCUGGAGUUCCAUGCCUUUGUGGUUUCACUAGCUUCACUGAGUUCUAUUUAUUUUUUUCCAUUUAUGCUUUUUUAAAAAAAUUGUAUCAUUUUAUCAUAGAAUACUGUGUGCACGCAUAGCUGGGGAAAUGUGUACAGCGCCCUAAAUUGGUACAGUUAAGCUGUUGUAAAGAAGGUUUCUUCACUGCUGUGCUUACCUGCCUUUCACUGGAAGUCAAGCCUCAUUCUCUCAGAGACAGAAGCAUGAGUCAUGUUUACUUGUUAAGGCUUCUGUUUGCAGAUCUUGUUGACGUUAUUCUAAUUGAUUUGUAGAGACCUCUGCAGCACAUAUACGUUUUUGAACAUAAUGUUAAAUAAGUGAUAUCGGAAAUCUGUUGAUACUAGGUGGCUUGACUGAAUUUUUUUCUAUCAUUGUGUAUGGAUUUCCCUAUUUUUUUCAACCACAUUUGCCUUUAUGCUGGAUUGUAAAAACUCUUUACAAUGCGUAAGACAUUAUUUUCCCCUAUAUAUGUUAAACCCUUCCUAACAUUUUGUAUCUACAUCUUGGUUUGUGACUUUUACACCAGAAUUUGGUUAAAAAAAAAGAAAAAAGAAUAUAUAUAGAUAGAUAGUAUAUGUGAAAUAAUUUGGUGUUGAUCUAUAUUAUAAACAUAAAGGAGAGUCAUCAGUGAGCUUCCCCAUGUAUUAGCACCUUUCUCUAGAGUUCAGUGCUUUCUGUUUUCAAAAACAGAUGAAUUAUAUAUAGUCUGUGUUGUCUGCAAGCUCUGCAUUGUAAACCAUAGACAUCAGCUGACUUUUAUGUUUUGAGUAGUCUGUAUUUUUAUAUGUGAAUUUUGUCUUGAAAGUAGUAAAGCCAUAGACAUGUGCAAAACAAAUAAUAAAAUUUAUAAAUAUUAAGAAUGUCAUAUAGAAAUCAGCUGUGUACUUAAUAUUUUUGCCAGUCUGGAGCUUUCAGGGGAUUAAUGCAAGAAAUAGGAAACAAAGACUUUAUUAAGCUGAUAUUCAAAAGAUUCCAAUAAAGGUAGUUAAGACACUUUA